GCGCCAUCACCAGUUCCUCCGCCGUCUUCUACACGAUCCUUCCUUCUCACACCCUCGCAUUCGCCAUGUCUCCCUACACCAUGCUCCUCUUCGUCUUCGCGCUCGCGGUUGCCGCGUUUGCUUCGCCGGUCGACACCAACGGCACCGCUAUCGAGAAGCGCUCCCGCACCGGUCGUGGUACUUGGUUCGAGGUCGGCCUCGGUGCCUGCGGGAAGACCAACAAGGACAGCGACAAGAUCAUCGCGAUCUCGUCCAACAUCUACAACAACGGUGCUUACUGCGACAAGAAGGUCACCAUCAAGAACACUGCCAACAGUAAGACCGCUACGGCCACCGUCCGUGACGAGUGCCCCGGCUGCGGCUCCAACGACAUUGACAUGAGCCCGUCGCUCUUUGAGAAGCUCGGCGACCUCGACACCGGUGUCCUCACCGUCUCGUGGUCGUUCACCAGCUAAGCUGGCACCUCCCGACGCCGCGUCGCGAGCGACCCGACCCACCGUCCCUACCGAGCCUCGGCGCCCGCACCCUCCUCCUCCCUCCAGCGGAGCGGACUGGUGCGCGGCCUACACAGCGCCCAGCGCGCUCGCUCUGUCACUAUCGCUAUUUAUUGACCAUAGUGGACCGGGGGCGACUUAGAAGGCAGAAGUUAGAACGAAGCUGUAUCCAUAUACAAAAGGGCCAUCUCUGUAGCAUUAGCCUGUAGCUGCCUGUGUGCACGACUAUGGUCCAUUUCGCCGCCCUGGGGUCGGUGUGACAACAUAGACGCAUUCACUCCGCAUCCUUUCAUUUUCUUCUCGUGUGUCUAGCCGAAC
This is a messenger RNA of Trametes versicolor FP-101664 SS1, 812 nucleotides long. Its product is annotated as riboflavin aldehyde-forming enzyme. The record is from RefSeq and is a predicted model, not a curated record. NCBI's taxonomy places the organism in Eukaryota, Fungi, Basidiomycota, Agaricomycetes, Polyporales, Polyporaceae. The transcript has 4 exons. Bases 66 to 455 code for a protein of 129 amino acids.